AUGCGUGUUCUCGAGCUGUUGAUUGUACUGUGCUUUACAACACUUCUACCAGCUCAAUCCCAGGAAUGUGUUGAGAAAAUAACGGUUUCCGAUACCCCGGUGGAUAUAACACGCUCACUUGCAUCGAAGGAAGGAAGUCCGAAAACAUGCAUCAUUCAGUUCACAACAGACAGCGGAUUCAGACUAAAGCUGAAUAUUACUGAUGUUACGAAAUUGCCCUCAACGGAUUCACAAUGCACAUUUAAUUACGUCAAGUUUGCGGAUGAUGAAGCUGGUCUCGCUAAUGCUAAGGCCUAUUGUGAUAAAGAUAAGGUCCCAGGAUUCGAUUCCAAGGGAAAUCAAAUGGUACUUCAAUAUCAAAUGACAUACAUUGACAAAGAAGUUAGUUUCAGUGGAAAUGUAAAACGAGUUGACGCACAAGCCUCGUGUGGUACGUCUCCCGAAUCAUUUGAUGGUUCCGAACAAGUGUUUCAAUUCCCGUUGGAUCAAAAGCCAAUGGAACUCGAUGUCGAGUGCACGUAUAAAAUUGUAAACAACAAAGGGGGAAAAAUCAGCGCAAAGAUUGAACAUAUGAAGCUUGCUGGGACUACCCCUUGUUCAUCGGAUUAUGUGGCUUUGAGUAGUACCGCGAAUCCAAGUUCGACAAGUGAAUACGUUAAAUGUGGAUCAACUGUACCCACUGACAACUUUACGACCACAGGAUCGGAGUUGUACUGGAAAGUCAAAGUGACCGAAUAUGCGAAUCAACCGUAUUUGAGUAUGAUUAUUAAAUCAAAAGCCGGAUUCCGAAAUUCGAAUGUGCUCAUCACGUUUGCUGCAAUGAAUAUUCUGUGUACAUUCCUCUGUCAAUGA
This is a messenger RNA of Echinostoma caproni, 852 nucleotides long. The record is from the annotation of a GenBank genome assembly. Lineage: Eukaryota; Metazoa; Platyhelminthes; Trematoda; Plagiorchiida; Echinostomatidae.